AUGAACUCUUAUCACAAUCCGUACCUCUACCUGUUUUUCGUCGCGCUCAUCGCCACUCUCGGGAUCACGCUGGUGAUUCUGAUCAUCUGCUUGUUUUCGUCGAGCGCCCGGAUCUACUCAAUGUUCUAUCUGCCCACCGAUUUCACCGAAGACUGGACCCAACAGUUCAUAAUGCUGUCGUCAAUCUAUUGUCAGCUUCUGGUGGUAGUGUGCGUCGUUCUCCUCACGGCGGAGGUUGUCACCGGCAAACAGCCGCUUCUUUUCUUCUCCGAAAGCUUUUUCUUGUACCUGUAUUCGGCCAGCUUGCUCUUCUUAGUCUACGUGUAUUUCUACCUCCUGCGACAUGGGAGCGGGGAGGCUAAGCAAACGGAAAAGAGAUCGACCGGGGUGAAGGUCAAACAAAGAAUCAGUGAGAACGAUAAGAGCCACGGGAGCCUCUUCUUGCGCGUCGGUGCUAUCGCUUUCGGACUCGGAACAAUGAUCUACAGCGGACUGGAGUUCGGUCUUUACUUCGAGAUACCGACCACAAGUAAAUGCUACUCGAAUCUGUUGGCGAUUAACCCGAUUCUGCAAAUGAUUUUCACCUUUGCCCAGAUGUACUUCAUUUUCAUGAACGCCAGGCUGAACAUACAAAAGUUCAAGGUUGUAGCUCGUUUCGGAUUAAUGCACAUCGUCGCAACGAACAUCUGCGUAUGGGCUCGAACCCUCGGGAAGGAAACUCUGCAAGAGGUACUCUCGAAUCAGACACCAGAAGCUCGGAACCGAUCCACAACCAUCGAGGACGCGGUGCUCACGUUUCGCGCCAGAGCCAACUCUACAGAAAUAUGUGAACGGGUCGAUAUCAUGGGAUCCAUCGUGGUCGACGCUUCUCCAUACCUUUAUCCCUUCAUCAUAGAAUACUCCCUGAUCUCUGCAGCAGUCCUCUAUGUCAUGUGGCGCAACAUUGGCAAAGAUCCCGUUUUCCACUCCCCGCAGCCCACCGACGAUCAAGUUUCGCGAACUUCAUCUUCUACGCAAAACUAUACCAGAGGAAUCAGCGUCUCGCACGCCUCUCAUACACUCACCUGCGCCGGAUCUUCUAAAGGGCUUUUCCUGGGUCUCUUCGUGUUGGUCUGUUCGACCAUCUGUUUGAUUGUGUUCUUCGUACUGGUGCAGCAUAACCGGCACAAGAUCGUAGCGAUUUAUAUGUCGGAGUCGUCACACUGUGGAAUUCAGAUUCUCACAAUCCUUGCGAUUCUCAUCGGAUUCUUCAGGGUCAGAAAACUCAAGUUCCAUCCGAGCCGCAAUGAGCAUCUGAGAUCGAUCCUCCUCAGCGUUUCGUCCUUCGGAUUAUACGUUUACUCGGUUUUCGGGAUCGUUGCCGGUGCACUACUACCAAAAAGUCAUGCUCCCAACCUCUUGCUGCUUCUGACAUCGAUACUCACGAUCGUACAGGUGACGCUGCAAUCACUUUUCAUCGCUGACAUAACCUGUCGGACGACUUACCUCCCCGAACACGAUCGAACCAAACCGGGACGACAAGCUGUCGCUUUCUUGCUGAUCGCCAACAUGACCCUUUGGAUUGUGUACACUUUCGAAAUGCAGAAAGUAGAGGCCAGUCCGGUGCAGCUUGGUUUCUAUGGGUUCCUCGCUUGGACGUUCAUCAUUCGCUCGUGUCUUCCCCUCAGCAUCUUCUACCGAUUCCACUCAUCAGUCACCCUAGCGGAGGUUUGGAAAAACUCAUACCGAGAUGUUAUCCACUAAACCCAGUGUCGAAGUUCUUCCUGAUCGACCAAAGUUUCACUUCUGUACGGAAAUCGACAAUCAAAACCGAUCAGCCCUGCGAAGAGCAGAUU
Galendromus occidentalis (western predatory mite) is the source of this 1835-nucleotide messenger RNA. Its product is annotated as proton channel OtopLc. The transcript has 11 exons. Gene Ontology annotation, biological process: proton transmembrane transport. Gene Ontology annotation, cellular component: membrane. The coding region runs from base 1 to 1743 and encodes 580 amino acids. The record is from RefSeq and is a predicted model, not a curated record. Lineage: Eukaryota; Metazoa; Arthropoda; Arachnida; Mesostigmata; Phytoseiidae. Gene Ontology annotation, molecular function: proton channel activity.